Molecule: messenger RNA, 920 nt
Organism: Aspergillus uvarum CBS 121591
Lineage: Eukaryota; Fungi; Ascomycota; Eurotiomycetes; Eurotiales; Aspergillaceae
Gene: xgeA
Product: putative endoglucanase
Exons: 2
Coding region: 153-869 (238 amino acids)
Biological process (GO): polysaccharide catabolic process
Molecular function (GO): cellulase activity
Source: RefSeq, a predicted model, not a curated record
AUUUAAAGAGAGCUCAUCGACCUGCCAUCAUGCCAGAUUUCUUCCCAACCAGCAUCAUUCAUUUGUGGACAGUGGACGUUGAUCGCACAUUGAACCAACCCAGCCGACCGAUUGUCCUUCCUUACCCCCUCACCAAAUAACAUCUUUUCACCAUGAAGCUUUCCCUUCUCUCCCUUGCCACUUUGGCUUCCGCUGCCAGCCUCCAGCGCCGCAGCGACUUCUGCGGUCAGUGGGAUACCACCACCGCCGGUGAUUUCACCCUGUACAACGACCUUUGGGGUGAGAGCGCCGGCACCGGCUCCCAGUGCACUGGAGUCGACUCCUCCAGCGGCGAUACCAUCGCUUGGCACACCAGCUGGUCCUGGUCCGGAGGUAGCAGCAGCGUCAAGAGCUAUGCCAACGCCGCUCUGACCUUCACCCCCACCCAGCUGAACUGCAUCUCCAGCAUUCCUACCACCUGGAAGUGGUCAUACUCCGGCUCUAGCAUCGUUGCCGACGUCGCGUACGACACAUUCCUGGCCGAAACCGCCAGCGGCUCUUCCAAGUACGAGAUCAUGGUCUGGCUCGCGGCCCUGGGCGGUGCUGGCCCCAUCUCGUCGACCGGAUCGACCAUCGCCACCCCGACGAUUGCCGGCGUCAACUGGAAGCUGUACUCCGGCCCCAACGGUGACACCACCGUCUACAGCUUCGUCGCUGACUCGACCACCGAGAGCUUCUCCGGUGACCUGAACGACUUCUUCACCUACCUGGUCGACCACGAGGGCGUGUCCGAUGAGCUGUACCUGACCACCCUCGAGGCGGGUACCGAGCCCUUCACUGGCUCCGACGCCAAGUUGACCGUCUCCGAGUACAGCGUCUCCAUUGAGUAAAUCAAACGUUGAGUGUUACGGAUGGCCGACCGUGUUGCGUGGACGGAGCCU